Molecule: messenger RNA, 2163 nt
Organism: Cyprinodon variegatus (sheepshead minnow)
Lineage: Eukaryota; Metazoa; Chordata; Actinopteri; Cyprinodontiformes; Cyprinodontidae
Gene: synpra
Product: synaptoporin
Exons: 6
Coding region: 132-983 (283 amino acids)
Cellular component (GO): synaptic vesicle membrane; synaptic vesicle
Source: RefSeq, a predicted model, not a curated record
UUCCGCCAGGGGUCGGACUCAGAGCUCCAGUGUGUUUACGCGGCAGAUACAUCAGGUUUUUUUUUCCUUUCUUUUAAUUGUCUAAGGUUUAUGUGUUAAGAAUAAAGGAUAAAACACAGUUUCUUGCAGACAUGGACACCGCUAACCAGCUUGCAUCUGCGGGGACAUUUCAGGUGCUCAAACUACCUCUGGGAUUUAUUCGUGUUUUAGAAUGGCUCUUUGCCAUUUUUGCUUUUGCAACAUGUGGUGGCUACUCGGGACAGCUGAGGGUCAGUGUGGACUGCAUGGAGAAGGCCAGCAGCAACCUGAGCAUCGGCAUUGACUUUGGUUAUCCUUUCAGGUUGCACCAGGUGUCGUUUGAAGCCCCCAUGUGUGAGGCAGUGAGGAGGGAGCGUGUGUUUCUGGUCGGAGAUUAUUCCUCCUCUGCUGAAUUCUUUGUCACCAUUGCGGUUUUCUCCUUCCUAUAUUCUCUUGUGGCCACAGUUGUCUACGUUUUCUUGCUGAAUAAGUACCGUGAAAACAGUCAAAGACCUCUCAUUGACUUUGUGGUGACAGUAGUAUUUUCUUUCAUGUGGCUGGUCAGCUCCUCUGCCUGGGCCAAGGCCCUGUCUGAUGUGAAGGUUGCCACUGAUCCAGACGAGGUGCAGCUCCUGAUCCCAGCCUGCAAAGACCCGACUAACAAGUGCGGCUCUCUGAACGGGCCUCGGUGGUCUGGGCUCAACACCUCGGUGGUGUUUGGAUUUCUCAACUUUGUUCUGUGGGCUGGAAACAUCUGGUUUGUCUUCAAGGAGACCAGCUGGCACAAGGGUGGCUCCAGGUUAGCAGGCAGCAUGCCUGACAAACAAGCCGGCACCUUUGACCAGCAACCCUACAACCAGGGGAGCUUUGAUCAGUCAGGGAGCUACAAUACCCAGGGGAGCUUCGAUCAACCGUCUGAGUACAGCCAAGUCGGAGGCCCCACCUCCUACGCCAACCAGAUGUAGCCGUGCCUUGUCAUUCUGAGCGUGGUGCCGCUGCCUCUUCCAACAAAAGCAGUCAGGAGAUGGGCAUCCUAUUGAAAAGAAAGGCGGUCAUAAAGAGUCAGAGUUCACCUGUUGUAGAUACAAAUCUAGUUGGGUAUUGUUCACAAGAUGUUGUCCUUUCUCUUCUUCUCCUUCAGAUUUGUGUAAGCUGAAUGUCGUUCUUCUUGUAGUUUGAAACACUUGGUGACAGUUUCUCCGUGCUUGAUUAUUGACAUUGCUGUUUUGAUUGGCUGUCUCUGUUCUAGUUGUUUGCACUAUGUAUUGGCAGGAAAAGUGCUCUUUGUAAAGGUUUUAAAGUGCAUGAUGUUGUUAGCUAGUAAGGUCUCUGUGAAACCAGGAUUUAAAAAAAAGACAAAACAUGCAUUUCAAGUGUAAAAGUUUACAAAACUUACUCUGCUCUGACACAUCACUGAUAGAUAAUCAGGUAUUCUGUUAUGUUAUUACAAUAACAAGGGAUAUAUUUUGAUAAAAGGUGUUUUUAAUUCUAUUAUGAUGCAUGAUUAGUGUAAAUUCUGUUAUUUCAGCUGUAUUUUUAUUUAUUUUUAUUGUUUGUUUUUUUUUGCCAUUCUAAAGCUGGACUUUUUUGUCUGAAAUCAUCAAAUCCACAAAAAUCACAAGCAACAAAUUCAUCCAGGAAAUUUUAUGACAAAGAAUCUGUGCAAAAACAAACUGAAAUAUAUAUGCAACUUCUGCAUUGUGCGCUUCUUUCCACUGAUUUUCUUUUCUACCACAAAGAAACAUCCAUAAGGAUUUUUUUUUUGUUAAUCAUUUAAUAUUUUUUAAGAUAUUUUUACCGAUUUUAAAAGAAGGCAUUCCUCACAAAAGUUAUUCUAAAGCAUGUUCUCACUAUUUAUAUAAACUGUUAAAGCCCUGCAAAAAAAACAGACAAAAAACACAUAACUGCCAUAGUUAAAUCAGAAAAAAAUGAAAAGGUGAGUUUAUCUGUAUAUAUGUUAAUUUCUGGGGUUUUUGUAGAAAAAAAAUGGAAAGUUGUUCUCCUGUUUAUUUAAUAGAUUUCCAGCCCUGUGUUCUAACCCUUUGCGCAUGUCACUUGCACUGGUAUUGAAAAGUCAACAGAACACAGUUUACCUCUCAUAUAUAUGGUGCACAAGCCCAUGACUCAAUAAUAAAGAUGCACAAA